Messenger RNA from Vitis vinifera (wine grape), 2552 nucleotides. Its product is annotated as protein IQ-DOMAIN 31. Gene Ontology annotation, molecular function: protein binding. The coding region runs from base 500 to 2425 and encodes 641 amino acids. The transcript has 8 exons. The record is from RefSeq and is a predicted model, not a curated record. NCBI's taxonomy places the organism in Eukaryota, Viridiplantae, Streptophyta, Magnoliopsida, Vitales, Vitaceae.
UCGGUCGCGCCAAUAACGCUUGCUCACUGUGAUCCCCCCCUCUCGGCCCUCCGAUCCGACUUACUCUCUUGAUCUGUCUUAUCAAGUUUAGAAUCCCGGUCAAAAUCAAACAAUCUGGCGGCAGAGAAGAGGGCUUCACGUGUACUAGAAUGAGACCUCCCACUCAUUAUCAUUUUCCUUUAUUUCAUCUCUAAUUCCAAAAAUUAUAGACAUUUUCUCUCAUCAACGGUAGGAGUACAGAGUAUGCGUAGAAGAAGCAAAGGAAAUAUUGAUGGAUCUCUUCAUCACAUUUUCUUGAUUUGCAAGCUCACUCCACUCAUGGCAUGGUAGAUUUCGUCCUUGGAAGGACUACAUUUGUCUGGCCGUGCCAUCUUUUGUUCUUCUUGCAAGUGAUUUCCCAAGAAACAUUGGAAACAAUUUGCACAAGUGUUCUAUUGGCUAACAAUACAACAGGAGGGGAGUGCAGGCUUUUGUGAUUUUAUAUUGCAGUAUUCCUACAAUGGGCAAAUCACCAGGAAAAUGGAUCAAGACCCUACUUUUUGGAAAGAAAGCAUCCAAAUCUAAUUUUUCAAAAGGAAGAGAGAAAGUUGCAAAUGAGAGAGAAGUGUGGGUUGCUGCCAAGGCACCAGAAGCUGACUUGGGUUUGGAUCCUCUUGUGGCAUCAGAGGCUCCUAAUAUUAUUGACAAAAAUGAGAUGUUAGAAUUUGAGAACAGGGAAGCUUCUGCGGGUGGAAUAUUGUCUGGGGAUCUGGAUGCAGAUAUUCAAGGGUGCAGACAACUCAGUACACUAAAUAAUCCUGAAAGGAUAAGACAGGAGCGAGCUGCUACAAAGGCCCAGGCUGCUUUUAGGGGUUAUCUGGCUCGCCGUGCAUUUCGGGCCCUCAAAGGGAUAAUAAGGUUGCAGGCUCUUAUCCGUGGCCACUUGGUGAGGAGACAAGCUAUUUGUACCUUAUACUGUAUGCUGGGAAUUGUCAAGAUACAGGCCCUUGCUCGUGGAAGAAGGAUCAGGCAUUCUGAACUUGGCCUCAGAGUCAAUAAGAAAUGCAUUCAAGUGAAACCUCUGAAGGGCAAGCUUGGGGAUCCUGCUGGAGUUAGCUCAUCCACACAAAUAGCAAAGCGAACCGCAAAUGCUUUUGUUCAUAAGCUUCUUGCUUCAUCUCCCACUGUGAUGCCUCUACACCUUCAAUAUGAUUCUGCUGAACCAAAUUCAGACUUCUAUUGGUUGCAAUGCUGGUCAGCAUCCCACUUCUGGAAACCGAUUCCCCAACCAAGGCAAGUUCCUGACUCAAAAUCCCAGAAAAAGCAGGGUAACCCUCUAGCUAUAGAAACUGAAACAGGUAGGCCCAAGCGCAGUGUCAGAAGGAUCCCUGCUAUGAAUGUUGACAGUGUCUCAGCCCAAUCAACCACUGAAUUUGAGAAACCCAAGCGCAACUUCAAGAAACUUUCAAGCCGUCCAGCAGACCCAGUACUGGAACAUCCACAAAAUGAGCUUGAAAAAGUUAAACGUAAUUUGAGAAAAGUUCAUAACCCAGUUGUGGAGAGCUCUGCCCAGCCGGGCAAUGAAACUGAGAAACCAAAGCAAAGUAUGGAAAAGAUGUCGAGCACUCCAGGACAUGAUGUUUUGGAGCAGAGCAUGGGUGAUUCUGCAGAGAAGAUGAACAUGGAGACACCUGUGACGGUGUCCAAACUGCCUGAAGUAGAAACAACAACAGAACCACCGGCGGUGAUAUGGGUGAAUGAGGCAUCGGAUUCAUUACACAAUGAUCAAACUGUAGUUGAGUUACAGCCGGUAGAGAACAGUGGAAAAGAUGAAAAUAUUCCUGUGGCAAAUGAGGAAUUGAGCUCUAAGGAGGAUGCUAUUAGCAAUGAAAACCAAAAAUCAAGCAGGAAAGCUUCUAUUCCAGCAAAGCCAGAACGUGCAGAAAAUGGGCUAGAGAGCAGUCCAAAGUUGCCAAGCUAUAUGGCAACAACUCAAUCUGCAAAGGCAAAGCUCCGAGCCCAAGGCUCCCCUCGGUUGGGGCAAGAUGUGCCUGAGAAGAAUAACAUAACCAGGCGUCAUUCUCUGCCCUCCUCUACUAAUGGCAAAAUGAACUCAUUGUCACCGAAGACACAGAAACCGGUUCAAGGAAAUGGCAAAGGAGGAAAUAGAAGUGAGAGAUCCAUUUUGUCUUCAAAAGACGGAAAUGGUAAGGAACUUGUGAUCUCAUUGGAGUUUCUGAUUCUUGUUUUCUCAUGUGAUGCUGCUUCUCACUUUCCAAAAGUUUUCGUUCUACACCUUUCACACCACACACAAGCACGCCCUGAUUCGAUGCUGCUUCCCAUUUUCCAAGAAUUUUGGUUCAGUUCCUUUAACAACACACUCAAACACACCCUGAGAAUAGUCAGCUUAGUAUUGCUGCAACCUGGUGAGUUAGAUCCUACCUAACCCGUGAGAUCCCAAACUUGGAUUAGGAAAUUUUAACUUGAUCUAAGAUUGUGUUGAGCUUGGAUUGAGGCUUUAGCCUUUGGGUAUCUAUAAAAUUUACUAAUGAUAGGUAUAUAUCAUUUUUCAU